Molecule: messenger RNA, 258 nt
Organism: Paramecium sonneborni
Lineage: Eukaryota; Ciliophora; Oligohymenophorea; Peniculida; Parameciidae
Source: the annotation of a GenBank genome assembly
AUGCUGAAUUUGAUUAUGAUUUUCAAAAUCUAAGUCGCUGUAAUGGUUUAAAAGUAGAUUAGCCAAAAAAUUAACUUAUAAUCAUAUGGGUUUGAAUGGUUUAAUUAAAAAAGAGAACAGUGGUUUAGGAAAUGGAAGAAAAAUUAGUUAUAGCUGAUUAAGAUGAAAAUGCUGUUAUUUGAUAAUGAAUUUUUGGAGAGGAGAAUUCACUGGAUUAUGGGAAUAAGAAGCAGAUUUUAGAGAAUAAAAAAUGAAUGA